Xenopus tropicalis (tropical clawed frog) is the source of this 2595-nucleotide messenger RNA. Its product is annotated as vomeronasal type-2 receptor 26. Gene Ontology annotation, cellular component: plasma membrane; membrane. NCBI's taxonomy places the organism in Eukaryota, Metazoa, Chordata, Amphibia, Anura, Pipidae. The record is from RefSeq and is a predicted model, not a curated record. Gene Ontology annotation, biological process: G protein-coupled receptor signaling pathway. The transcript has 6 exons. Gene Ontology annotation, molecular function: G protein-coupled receptor activity. Bases 1 to 2595 code for a protein of 864 amino acids.
AUGCUGCUCUGCCUGACAGCCCUGUGUGUGGGACUCUGCACACCUGGGGUUCAACCCCUCAAUCCUGCCUGUCGCCUGCAGAUCAUUGAGGCAAUAGAGGAGCAUGAAUACAUACAGGAGGGAGACAUCAUGCUCGGAGGGGUGCUGACUGCGCAUUUAUUAGUUAUAACUAAAAAGAUACCAGGACUUCAUAUUCUCAUUUGUACUGAUCCCACUCAACAGAACUCAAAACAUUUCCUGGAUUUCAGAUUCUCCAUUGAGCAACUGAACACAAAUCCAUCCCUCUUGGCCAACCUGACCCUGGGGUACCAUAUAUACGAUUCCUGUGGGGACCCCCGGAAGGCAGUGAGGAGCGUAUUACAGAUAUUAUCUGGUACCAGGGAGCCGGUUCCCAAUUACUCCUGUGUGGGAAAGAGAAACAUUGCUGGGUUUAUUGGGGAUCUCACCUCAGAGACAACUGUACCCAUAGCCCAGAUACUGAGCAUCUAUGGAUAUUCCCAGAUCAGUUAUGGAGCGACAGACCCAUCGCUGAGUGACAGAACCACCUUCCCGUACUUUUUCCGGACGGUACAAGGUGACUCUGGGCAGUAUUAUGCCUUAAGCAAAUUACUGAGGCACUUUUCCUGGACUUGGAUUGGAAUUAUCAGAUCAGACGAUGACAGCGGAGAGAAAGAAGUUGAGUUGCUCAGAAGGUUCCUCCAUGGGGAGAGCAUCUGCAUCGAAUUCACAGUGAAGAUUGGCAGUAACAUUGGCGAUGAUCCUCAGUGGCUGUGGGGGCAGAAUAUCAUCCAGAAAUCCUCUAGCAGGGUCAUUGUACUGUGUGGGACCGUUUCUCUAACGCUUGUUGGAAAAUUGGCCAAAUUCGCAAGGUGGAUCAGGGAAAAGACCUUUGUCCUCCCAUCCAAAUGGGGAGCCAAUGACCAAAUCCUAAGCUAUGCCCAACACAUAUUUACCGGCAGUCUGGUACUUACGCAGAUUUAUCCGUAUAAGCUAGACACUGCAGAAAUGAGGGACUUCUUGAAUAGCCUCACCCCUUCUAAUUACCCGGAUGACAAACUCAUUGAAGAUAUUUGGACGAUUCAUCUUUUGUGUUUAUCAAACAACCCAAAUAAGAACAGCCUGUACGAGCACAUCUACCUACGGACUUUGCACAACUGCACCGGUCAGGAACGGAUCACCGACUUGGGUAACUUUAAUGAUCACGGUAACUCUGGGCGAGUGCACCUUGCGGUCAAUAUGAUGUCCCUUGCGCUUCAUGAUAUGAAUGUUUCCCUUGGUGACCAAUCUCCUGAAAGUUCCAAAGUGGCGGUUAAGUAUCAGCACCAGCUGCACCGGCACUUGCAGAAAGUCCAGUACAGAACCCCCAAGGGCCGAGCUGUCUCUUUCAAUGAGAAUGGGGAGAUUAUCACAAGGUUCGGUAUCUAUAACUCUGUUACUGAGGCUGACGGUGAGCUCUAUCUGUACCUUGUGGGGAUAUUCAUCCCAUGGGCCACCGCAGGCAAGCAGCUCAUCCUCCACUCCAACAUCAUUAAAUGGAAGGGGACCGACAGUGAUAUCCCAAGAGCUCAAUGUUCAGAUAACUGUCUCCCCGGCUUUAGGAAGGCCCAGAGGGUCCAAACUCAGCUCUGUUGUUAUGACUGUGUCCGGUGCUCAGAGGGAGAGAUCUCCAAUACAACUGACAGUGCAAACUGCGCCAGAUGCCCAGAUUUACAAUGGCCCAAUGAGAACAAAACUCAGUGUAUUACUAGCACGGAAACAUUUCUCUCCUACACAAGUGAUGGGAUCUCUGUAGUGUUCUUUUCUAUUUCUCUUCUCUUUUUCCUCAAAACUGUGUUGAUCUUUGGAGUCUUCAUCAUAUACCGGGAAACCCCCAUAGUGAGAGCCAACAACCGGAGCCUGAGCUUCCUCCUCCUUGUCUCCAUCAAGCUGAGCUUCCUCAGUGUGUUUCUGUUCCUCGGUCGCCCUGUGGAUAUAACCUGCAUGCUGCGCAUCAUCACUUUUGGAAUCACCUUCUCCAUAGCUGUCUCUUCUCUCCUGGCCAAGACUAUCAUGGUUUGUGUUGCUUUCAAAGCCACCAAGCCAGGGAGCUCAUGGAGAAAAUGGCUGGGAGUCAAACUGUCCAAUUCUGUAGUCUUGUUCUGCUCAUCCAUUCAAAUAAUCAUCUGCACGACUUGGUUGGCCAUUUCUCCUCCCUUUCAGGAACUGGACAUUCACACUUCCCCUGGAACCAUCAUCAUUCAGUGCAAUGAGGGCUCAGCUAUUGGCUUUUACUCAGUUAUUGGGUAUAUGGGGCUUCUGGCAGCUGUUAGUUUUGUUUUAGCAUUUUUAGCUCGGAGCUUACCGGACAGUUUUAAUGAGGCCAAGUACAUCACUUUCAGCAUGCUGCUCUUCUGCAGUGUUUGGAUCACAAUGAUCCCGGCCUAUCUGAGCACCAAAGGCAAAAACACUGUGUGUGUGGAGAUAUUUGCCAUACUCACCUCAAGCGCGGGCCUUUUAGCCUGUAUAUUUCUGCCCAAAUGUUAUAUAAUUUUACUGAUACCUGAAAAUAACACUAAGUCUAAUUUAUUGGGGGGGAAAGUGCUGAUAAUCUCCUAA